GGCACCGACACACCGAUCUAUAAAGUUAUUAAGAUAUGAAUCACUCAACGCACUUUGCCUCAGGUAGCAAUUUUCUCACGACACCUUUGAGAAUUCCGCUUAAAUCUCAUCGCCCAGCGAAAUGCUAAUCGCCGAAGCGCCGCCUUCUCCGAACAACCACCGAGCACUUAAUCAGCACUAGUAGCGUUCCGAACUCGUCGAGAUGCAGUCACCGCCGGAGAUUCCAGCCUGGUUGACGGACAGCUUCCUGCAGGAGAUCGUCCGCCGUGCCAAGAAUGACCCGUUCGCCACGUUGUGCCACCGCUGCAAGGUCCGACCGGGAGUUCAACGGGGUCAAAACUAUUCGAGCGUGCUGUACCGGACUACGGUGCACUACCGCGGGUCGGGUUUACGCGCCCGUGAGCAGGCCAUCGAUUUGAUGCUCAAGUCCGAGUCGCGGGAGGUGCUGCUGCAGGAUCAAACCAUGUUCCACACGGAGAUGCGGAUGUACGGCGAGGUGCUUCCGGCGAUGGAGCUGGCUUUGGAGAAGGCAGGUGAGGCGAUCAGCGUUCCGCGGUUGAUUUACAGCGCCGAGAAACCACUGCGGAUGAUUGUGAUGGAGGAUUUGUCCCCGGCGGGAUGGGCCAUAGCCGAUCAGAUCGAUACGUAUGAAGAAGCGGUUCCGGCGAUUCGAGCGUUGGCCAAGUUUCACGCAGCUUCGUUCGUGCUGAAUCAAGGGAACACCGAUCUGUCCAUGAUCAAGAACAACUUCGUCGACUUUGCCGGGCAGUUCAUGCAGCUGUACUGCAACUUUGCCGACGUCGUGUGCACCUGGGAGGGCUUCAGCCACAUCGGUUCCAAACUGCAAGCGCUCAAGUCAACCUUCCUGGACAAGCUAAAACGAGUGUACGUGCCAAACCGCGGAGCAUGUAACCCGUACAACGUGCUGAACCACGGAGACUUCCACGCGGGAAAUUUACUUCACAAAACCAAGAACGGAAAGAUCACCGAAACGGCCAUGAUCGACUUCCAGCUGUGCCACUGGGGUUCGCCGGCGAUCGAUCUGCUCUAUGUGCUGUACCUGGUUGUGAGUCGGGACGUGAUGAACGCCCACCGGGACAGGCUGGUCCGGGAGUAUCACCAGAGCUUUGUGGAGUACCUCAGUGGGCUAGGUAACCAGGGGUGGGUGCCCUCGCUGAAGGAUCUGCACAGCGAACUGCAGAAGAAGGCGUUUCUUGAACUGUUCAUCGAGGCCAUCCUGCAGCAGUUCCGGACGGUGAACGUGAACCAGGUGGCACUGGAGGAGUUUGUGGCGGGGCGUGUGCCCGGUGCUGGGAUCAACAACGAGCGUUAUCGGGAGCGGGUUCGUGAAAAUUUGAAGCAAUUGCUGCGGCGAGGGGCAAUGGAUUAACAUGGGAAUUAACUAAAUUUUAAGAUUCUAAAAAUUGGGAAACAUUAUUUUCAAUAUAGAUUUGCGUUUGGAAAAAGAGAUAAAUUUGGUAAUAACAAAGCAUGUGAAUUUCAUUGAAUUUCGGGGCAAUCCAUCACCCCACCUGUUCCUUUAUUUAGUAAUUCUAGACAACUGCCACUCUCGCUUUGCCGACAAUUUUUCAAAGAUUUCUUUUUGUAUGGAGUGUGGACCAACUUUUUUGGUUAAAUUUUGCUUACAAAACAAGUUUAGUAUCCACUUGACUAAUAAAAGAAAAAUCAGGGAGUAAAAAUAUAACUUUCGAAAACAUUAAAAUUUCAAUGGGAAUAGACAUAGCUGAAAACAUUGUAAAAUGCAUUUUCCUCCGUUGUAAAAAAGGUUUUUAUUUGCAAAAAAAAUCGUCCAUAGUUUAGAAAACUAAUGAUGUACAAAAAACAAAAUUGCGAUUCAUUUCAAAACACUUUUUUUUAUUUAAAAUCAUGUUUAAAUCAUGGUUUGUUAUUUCAAUGUUUGUCCCUUUUAAUUUUUUUUAAUUUUUGUAAUACUAAACAUAAAUUUUAUCAGCAAAUUAUCGAUUAAAUUAAUAUUUCAGAAAUUAUUCAAAGCUAUAAAAAAAUUAUACACCUGAAAAAUAAGCCGAAAAAAUGAACUAUUCAUCGGAGAUAAAAAAAAUAAUAAAUAACAUAAUAAUCAGGGCCGCUUUAAAUAUCAGUUUUAUUUCCAGCAAAUCCCUAAAUAUAAAUAAGUAUUGAUUUUUUGUUUUGAAAUUAAAUAUGUAUUAAAUAAUAAUAAAUUUUUUCUUUGGCAUUCUAAGUGGUAUGGCCUAAUGUUCUUCAUUUUUGUUGUAUUUUUCGUUUUAUUAAUAACUGAUUACAUUUUUUUAUUAACU
This is a messenger RNA of Culex pipiens pallens (northern house mosquito), 2297 nucleotides long. RefSeq lists its product as uncharacterized. Lineage: Eukaryota; Metazoa; Arthropoda; Insecta; Diptera; Culicidae. The transcript has 3 exons. Bases 203 to 1390 code for a protein of 395 amino acids. The record is from RefSeq and is a predicted model, not a curated record.